Messenger RNA from Odontomachus brunneus, 2439 nucleotides. It is a transcript of the gene Hsc70-4, whose product is annotated as heat shock 70 kDa protein cognate 4. Gene Ontology annotation, biological process: vesicle-mediated transport; protein refolding; cellular response to unfolded protein. The coding region runs from base 183 to 2150 and encodes 655 amino acids. Gene Ontology annotation, molecular function: ATP-dependent protein folding chaperone; heat shock protein binding; ATP binding. Gene Ontology annotation, cellular component: plasma membrane; cytosol; nucleus. The record is from RefSeq and is a predicted model, not a curated record. The transcript is spliced from 3 exons. Lineage: Eukaryota; Metazoa; Arthropoda; Insecta; Hymenoptera; Formicidae.
CCUCGGUGGAAGGAACGUUCCAGAAACUGCCGUGGAUUUUAUAUAUACUGGUGCUGGGGCGCGGGUACGUCACUCACGUUGCGAAUCGUCGUCCGGAGAACUUCUUCGCUGUCCUGCACGGACCGAACUGUACAAGCCUUGCGCUUUCAGAUUUAUAGAAAGACAAAAAAGAACCGGAAACAAUGGCGAAAGCACCCGCAGUCGGUAUCGAUCUUGGCACGACCUACUCUUGCGUCGGCGUCUUUCAACAUGGCAAGGUCGAGAUCAUCGCCAACGACCAGGGAAAUCGCACAACGCCCAGCUAUGUGGCCUUCACGGAGACCGAGCGUCUCAUCGGAGACGCCGCCAAGAACCAAGUCGCCAUGAACCCCAACAACACCAUUUUCGAUGCCAAGAGGUUGAUUGGACGUCGCUUUGAGGACCCAACUGUCCAGGCUGACAUGAAACACUGGCCGUUUACUGUUGUCAACGAUGGUGGCAAACCAAAGAUUCAAGUACAAUACAAAGGAGAGACAAAGACUUUCUUCCCCGAAGAAGUGAGUUCGAUGGUCCUGGUGAAAAUGAAGGAAACCGCAGAGGCAUACUUAGGCAAAACUGUCACCAAUGCUGUGAUCACCGUCCCCGCUUACUUCAACGACUCGCAACGUCAGGCAACCAAGGACGCUGGUACCAUCUCGGGCUUAAACGUGUUGCGUAUCAUCAACGAGCCCACCGCCGCCGCGAUCGCAUACGGUCUCGACAAGAAGGCGACCGGCGAGCGGAACGUCCUGAUCUUCGAUCUCGGUGGUGGCACUUUCGACGUGUCCAUCCUGACGAUCGAAGAUGGCAUUUUCGAGGUCAAAUCUACGGCCGGUGAUACUCACUUGGGUGGCGAGGACUUCGACAACCGCAUGGUCAAUCACUUCGUGCAAGAAUUUAAGCGCAAGUACAAGAAAGAUUUGACCAGCAACAAGCGUGCCCUUCGUCGUUUACGUACGGCGUGCGAGCGCGCCAAGCGCACUCUGUCGUCUUCUACGCAGGCCAGCAUCGAGAUCGACUCGCUCUAUGAAGGAAUCGAUUUUUACACCUCCAUCACCAGAGCGCGUUUCGAGGAACUCUGCGCGGAUCUCUUCCGCGGCACUCUCGAGCCUGUGGAGAAAUCGCUGCGCGACGCGAAAAUGGACAAGUCGCAGAUCCAUGACAUCGUCCUGGUCGGUGGUAGCACGCGUAUCCCGAAGAUACAGAAACUCCUGCAAGAUUUCUUCAACGGCAAGGAGCUCAACAAAUCCAUCAACCCGGACGAGGCUGUGGCGUACGGCGCGGCCGUACAAGCUGCUAUCCUGCACGGUGACAAGUCCGAGGAAGUGCAGGACUUGCUCCUUCUCGAUGUCACGCCGCUUUCCUUGGGUAUCGAGACUGCUGGCGGUGUCAUGACCGCACUCAUCAAGAGGAACACCACCAUCCCGACAAAGCAGACGCAGACCUUCACAACUUACGCCGACAAUCAGCCCGGCGUGUUGAUCCAAGUCUACGAAGGUGAACGCGCCAUGACCAAAGACAACAAUCUGCUCGGCAAGUUCGAGCUGAGCGGUAUUCCGCCCGCGCCCCGCGGAGUCCCGCAGAUCGAGGUUACUUUCGAUAUCGACGCCAAUGGUAUUCUCAACGUCUCCGCCGUGGACAAGUCCACCGGCAAGGAGAACAAGAUCACCAUCACCAACGACAAGGGCCGACUCAGCAAGGAGGACAUCGAGAGGAUGGUGAACGAAGCUGAGAAGUAUCGCAGCGAAGACGAGAAACAAAAAGAGACGAUCGCAGCUAAGAACGGACUCGAAUCUUACUGUUUCAAUAUGAAGAGCACGGUCGAGGAUGAGAAGCUGAAGGACAAGAUCAGCGCCACGGAUAAGCAGACUAUCCUGGAUAAGUGCAACGACAUCAUCAAGUGGCUCGACGCCAACCAGUUGGCCGACAAAGAGGAGUACGAGCACAAGCAGAAGGAACUGGAAGCUAUCUGCAACCCGAUCGUCACCAAGCUCUACCAGGGUGCCGGUGGUAUGCCCGGUGGCAUGCCUGGCGGCAUGCCUGGUGGUUUCCCUGGAGCUGGCGGCGCCGCACCCGGUGGAGCUCCCAGCGGCGGCGGUGCGUCCGGACCUACCAUUGAGGAAGUUGACUAAGUCGAGAUCGUCGUUCCUGGCUUUGAUUCGUCACUGCCCAUCAUGAUCACCAUCAGCCAAGCAACCACCUUACCAUUACUACUACCACUUGCAAUCACUACGCAUUCCUUCGAUUUGGAAAUAACACGAAACAAUAAACACGAAUGAAUGAAUAUAGAACUUUUAUAUAGCUGCGGUUUUACCUACGAUCAUUCCGUUUCCUCGCAUUAGUGUUCGGCAAUUAGCGAUCUCUCGAGAGUUCCUUUUUUUUCUUGUCUUUUCGUUGUCCUCUUUUUUUUUUUUUUUAUUU